AUGUCUAUGUAUACUCAUGAUUCUGUUCUUCGACAUAAAAUAGAACAAACAAUCAUAAUAACUAUAUUUGAUUAUAUUCUUCAUUUUAAUCAUCGAACUAUGAUCAAUGAACAAUUAAGAAAAUUAUUUAAUGGAUUUAAACCUUUGGCUGUUUAUAAAGUUCAAUUAUUAAUUGAAAAAGAAUUGAUAGUUAUUAAAUUAUUAUUAAACAUACGUAAACAGCAAGCACUAUUAACAAUUGAUGAUCUGAAUAUAUAUCUUGAAUCAUAUCCAAUACCAUGUCGAUUGUGA
Molecule: messenger RNA, 291 nt
Organism: Rotaria sp. Silwood1
Lineage: Eukaryota; Metazoa; Rotifera; Eurotatoria; Philodinida; Philodinidae
Source: the annotation of a GenBank genome assembly